AAGUUUGGUAAAUGGUAAAUUACAUACACAUUGCUGUCUCUCCCUAAUAAUCUCCUCUUGUCUGUUCCCAUUUCUCCUCAUUCCCUCAUUCUCUUGGUCUUCCUCUUCUCUCUGCAACAAACCAUCUCCCAUUGUUGACAGAUCAAGGAAACUCUCGUGAGUAAAAGUGUAACUGUGGUUGAAGUUCAGCCGAGAUGCAGGAAGAGAGGGCCAUUCUCGGCUUUUUAUCAGAAGCCUUUAACUUUGAGCUUGGUUCUUCUACCUCAAUUGAUGCUGUCACAGAUCAUUGGGAUCACAUUCACAGUCUCGGUGAUAACGACUUGCACGAUUACAUGAUUGCGAAUCCCGAACCAAGUCACGAGGAGCAACAUGAUUUACAUAGCGAGGCUAGCUCUAGUGGCACCAAGAAUGAAGCAGCUUCCAGUCACAGUGAGCAACGAAGAAAUGAAAUAAUUGAUUUAGACUCAGAUUCUGAACAACAACCAUCUGCCCCCAAUCAACAUGUUCAGAACUCAAACUCUCCUGCUCUUAGCAUACCACCUGUUUCAAGGAAUAUGCUACCACCGUUUCAGUGGACGGAGGUCUCACUCGCGGCUGGAUCAUCAACCUCUACUGUACCACCUGUUGAGAGAAACCUUCAUUUAGAUGAAACCAGGCCAAGAAGCAUACCAGAGAGUCCCUUGUUUAUUCCAGCUCCUGAACUUAGGAAUGCAACAAGUGGAGACCUGAAUGUUGCAUCAGCAGUAUCUAGGACAGGCUCAGCGACAGGUGUUCAACCACCGUCUUACCAGAACUUGCCACACCAGCAGAGAAGAAGAUCCGAGCUAGCCCGUAGGUCAUUGAUAUCUUCCUUCGCAGGAUCUGAUGAUCAUCCAACACUUCAUGCCUCUCCGGAUGGGCUUGUGCUUCAGCCUGGUGGUGAUAGACAAGGGGAUAGUGUGGCUGGGGCUCAUCAUUCUUUUCGUGCCUUGGCAGCUGCAAGCAGAGGAAGAAGCAGCAGACUCACGGUGUCACAGAUGCAGAACAUCUUGGAUGUCAUGCGUAGGGAUCCGAAUCAUAACUUGCGGCUCGAGGACGUUAUGCUUCUAAACCAGUCAUUGCUGUUUGAUGGGGCUGCUGGUAUGGAUGAUCGUUAUAGAGACAUGCGACUUGAUGUAGACAACAUGUCAUAUGAGGAACUGUUGGCACUAGAAGAGCGUAUUGGAGAUGUUUGCACGGGUGUAAACGAAGAAACCAUAUCAAACCGGUUGAAGCAGCGUAAAUUCAAAAGCAGCACAAAAUCUCCACAAGAUGCAGAGCCAUGCUGUAUUUGUCAGGAGGAAUACAGUGAAGGAGAAGACAUGGGGACGUUAGAAUGUGGGCAUGAUUUCCAUAGCCAAUGCAUAAAAGAAUGGCUGAAACAGAAGAAUCUUUGCCCAAUUUGCAAGACGACAGGCUUGAACACCGCAAAAAGGCGGAAAAUAGGAUGAAUGAGAGAGUAUUCAGAAGAGAAUGAAAAUCCUCUUUUUUUCUGUAUUUGGUUGGAUAAUAUAUUUUACUCAUUUGUCAAUGGAUUAUUUAUGAAUCCAUUGAAAGAAGCAGAAAGUUGAGUCGGUUGAUGUUGAGAUGUUACUUAUGAAAGGAUUGUUAAUAAACAACCCAUACUUUGUUUUUUGAA
Brassica oleracea var. oleracea is the source of this 1657-nucleotide messenger RNA. Its product is annotated as E3 ubiquitin-protein ligase MBR2-like. NCBI's taxonomy places the organism in Eukaryota, Viridiplantae, Streptophyta, Magnoliopsida, Brassicales, Brassicaceae. The coding region runs from base 195 to 1469 and encodes 424 amino acids. Gene Ontology annotation, molecular function: ubiquitin protein ligase activity. The transcript is spliced from 6 exons. The record is from RefSeq and is a predicted model, not a curated record.